AUGUCCAACCCUUACCAAUCCGAUAACGACGCCCUCCACUUCCUCUCCACGCAAGGCUGGCUUCCACUUAUCCUCGGCGACCACCCGAGCUUCGUGGAAGCUUACACCAACCUCCUUGCAGCCUCCGCAACUUUCUUCGCUCUCGAUGAAUCCUCUCCCCAGAAAACAACUUAUCGGGCAGUAACCGGCGCCCUAGCAAGCGAGGAAGGCUAUUCCAAGAUCCCGGCCGAGAAAUUAAUCCUCACCAUCAAAACCUCCUCACACUGUCCCUCCCCACUCCUGUCUCGCGUUCAAGAAGCAUGGAGCCUAACAGGAGCUUUCAUGUCCCAGCUUUGCACCGAGAUCGCAGAGUCUCUCCAACUCAGCCCUAAUGUCUUCGCUCCCCUCAUCGACCCAUGCAUAACCCUGCCCGCUGGCGAGCGAACGCCGACUUUGCUAAGGAUGUUCCGCUACGAUCGCCCGUCAGGUCCCGACUGGAAAGUCAAUGCUGAGAAGCACAGGGAUCUCGGUUUGUUGUCGCUGGUCGUGGGGCACUCGCCCGGGCUUCACGUGCUGAACUCCAGCACGGGCUUGUGGGUGCCCAUAGAAGAGGAUGAUGUGCUCCCGCCUGACGCACGGAUACGGUCGGGAGGUCUCACUGCAACGCUGCUUGUGGGUGAGACGCUGGCGUUUCUGAGUAGAGGGAAGUUCAAGGCGGGUGUGCAUGGGGUGGUUUGUGCGCCGCUGCCAUCUGAGGGCGGGGAGAUGGGCGGUGGUGCGAUCAAGGUUGAAAGCGAACAAUAUCGGUACAGCAUUGUUUUCACACUUAGGCCGGCUAUUGCGCCUUUGUGGACGAAAGACUUUGAGAGCGAGAUUACGGGAUGGUUUCCAGAGGGAAUGAGGAGCGAAGGUACAAGCUCAGAUGAGCUGUUCACGAGCAUAAGGGAAGCGCAUUAUAAUGUGAACGUGGCGCCAGAGGUGAGGGAGAAGCAGAGACUUGCGCAGGUGAGGCAGCAGCAGAAGGGGAUGGGAAAACGUGCUCAAGGACAAGGGUGA
Messenger RNA from Bacidia gigantensis, 1035 nucleotides. RefSeq lists its product as uncharacterized. NCBI's taxonomy places the organism in Eukaryota, Fungi, Ascomycota, Lecanoromycetes, Lecanorales, Ramalinaceae. The transcript has a single exon. Bases 1 to 1035 code for a protein of 344 amino acids. The record is from RefSeq and is a predicted model, not a curated record.